AUGGUGCAGAAUUGGUUCGAUGAGUUUCUCGACUGGGAUCCCAGGGAGUAUGGUAUGCUGAAUAGGACUAUAGUGCCUUUUGAUCAAAUAUGGAUACCUGACACUUAUCUAUACAACAGUGAAACGUUGGAAAGAAAGAAGACGGAAUCGAUAAUGAACGCGAUGGUGGAGACGGGAUUUUGGUCAAACGACAGCCGUGGUGCAAGGGUUCAGCUUAUGUUUCCAGCUAUUUACAAGUUAUCUUGCGCCAUGAAUGUGAGCUCGAUUGUUUCGAUUUGUUAUUUUUUUCUGCCCACAAUUUGA
Molecule: messenger RNA, 303 nt
Organism: Cooperia oncophora
Lineage: Eukaryota; Metazoa; Nematoda; Chromadorea; Rhabditida; Trichostrongylidae
Source: the annotation of a GenBank genome assembly